Messenger RNA from Phyllotreta striolata, 2092 nucleotides. Lineage: Eukaryota; Metazoa; Arthropoda; Insecta; Coleoptera; Chrysomelidae. The record is from the annotation of a GenBank genome assembly.
UGUGCUAUAUUUCGUGAAUUGCAAUUGCCCAUUUGGUUACCGGUAGAUGUUUCAAAUAAUACCUUUUUGUAUGCCGUGGCUAAUACAUACGUUGUUACAGGUUACUUGCACGCUGUUUGCGGGCAUCUUUCUGUUGAUAUGCUAAUACAAAGUUACCUUUUAUAUUGUGCAACACAACAUAGGCUCAUUAAGUUUAAACAAGAGAAUAUAGAAAAAUAUUUCAAAAAAAAAACGAAAAGGGUUUCUCAUGAAACGACUACUGAGGGAUUGCUACAGAAGAAAAUUUAUGAUCAAAUUAUUCAGUGCAUAAAAGUGUACGAUGCUGUUUUCGGGUAUGCCGGAGAGAUGGAAGACAUGUAUUCAUUUGGAAUAUUUUCGCAAUUGUUUGUUGUAUCAUUGAUAUUUUCUAUCUGUGCAUAUAGCUUAACAAAAGCAACAUCAUUUGUAGACAUACUAUACAUUUUGUCCUUUACUAUUCCUAUGAUUUUAUCAAUGUUUUUAUACUGUUAUCCUGGAACUCUUAUAAUUGAAGAGAGUACAUCAAUUGGAGAAGCUAUUUUCAAAAGUCCCUGGUACACUUAUGAUAAAAGGACCAAAAUAUUACUGUUAACUUUUGUGGAAAGAACAAAUAAACCUAUUAAGGUAACAGUUGGUAAAUUAGUCGACUUAUCAUUGGAAACAUUUGUUCUUAUUAUGAAUCGAUCUUAUUCACUAAUUGCUGUCCUUCAAAAUUUCUAUUGAAAUCAUAUGAAACUAACGGCUCAUCAAGAAUUAACAAACAACAAUAUGCAGAAGAGAUAAUAGUUUUUACUAUUUCAAUUUUCAGUCUCAUCUAAUAGCUUUUUAAAACUUUAUAGUCAUUUUUGAUCAUUUGUAUUCGAUUAAUUUCGAUCUCAUAGGCACAAAUACUAUAAUCUACACCGUACACUAAAUACAAAGCAAAGAAAAAAAAUCGAGAUUGCUCAAAUUAUUUUAACAGCCUUUAAAAGACUUCAUCUACGCUCAAAGGUGUAGAUUUUUUUGGCUCUAAUAUACUAUGUAGGGCUCUAUCUUUCGUAGUAUUUUCCACUUGUUAAAGGUCACCCUGUAGAUCUAAAGGUAACUCGUACAUUUAAUAUAACACCAAGACGAGUCAGCUGUUGGGGCAGAUGUGCAUCUCGUCGCACGUGCGCAAAUAAGUAAAUUUUGGUUUGAAAAUUGCCAUUCACUUAUAGGCACUAGCUCAAAUGAGGAUCGAAUCUUCCUAGGGUGAAUCUCCCUAGGGUAAAUCCAUCGAAAGAAAUGUUUACACCCUCAUCUAUGAGUAAAUAACCCCUAAAAAAGUUCCAGAAUACCAAAGUCGAUCAUGAAGUUAAACUACAACUAGAGAGUUAGAGAGCCUGUCUUGUUUUGAUGUCCAAUAAAAAUAAAAUAUCGUUCAAAUAGUAAAGUAAUCGAAUUUUUUAUGUGUAAUAUAAUAUUUAUUUCUGCACCUGGACAAAUACGACGUUAGCAUAUUGUUAUCAUAUCUUUCAGAAGCGUGAUAACUACAUACAUUGAGAUAAAUAAACGAAACGAGCUUUACUGGGAAGUUAAACUAUAGCUUUAGUACGGUUAGUAGUUUUUGUUACAAAAAUUAUUCAAAUAAAACGCAUAUUAAUAAAAAAUAUUCUUCUAAAAAAUCUUCUAUUAAAAAGUUGUAAUGCUACGAAAUCAUCGAGCAUUUUGAGGGCUUCAACGAUUUGAAUUGGAUUCGCAGACUGACAAUAAAAAUUUUUCUUGAGAAAAAAAAAGACCUCGUAAAUCGACGCCGCAUAAUAAUUGCUGCCUGUUUUCCUGCCUAUAUCCGUUGGGGAAUAAUUACUAUUGUCCCUCUCUUUAAUAUCAUAAGAGUCGUUUUGGUACGUGCGCACCAGUGGCGCACCCCCAUAUUUACCUACUGAUCUAGGGAGUCUAUAAAUCAUGCAGCAAAGUAAAAUUAAAAUAUAUUGUAAUAAUAGAAAUAGUUUAUAAAUUUUAGGGCAAUGCAUUUAAAGAAGAUACGGCUCGAAAUAUUUUUAGAAUUAGUUUAUUUCGAAUUAUAAAUGAUUAUUUAGUCACUGAUAAAAUUGUU